Messenger RNA from Protopolystoma xenopodis, 387 nucleotides. The record is from the annotation of a GenBank genome assembly. Lineage: Eukaryota; Metazoa; Platyhelminthes; Monogenea; Polystomatidea; Polystomatidae.
AUGGUACCACGUCCACGAUCCGACUUUGGAAAUGAUGAUGCAUACAAUGGACUUCGGACUAGAUUUGUGGACGCCUCAACAGAACGCGGUCAAGGUCAACUGGAACUAUCCAAGAGCGACUUCACCGGAGCUCGGGGUCUACGCAUUCUGCGGCAAUUGAAGACUCUGGAGGCCAAUCAGCGAAAACGCGAGGCCAGAAAAAAACAGAGCUGUUGCUUGCCUACUAUUCCACAAAAUGCUAUUCUCCAGUUUAUAGAGAAACAUAUCAAUCAUUUUGUACCACAAUAUUCUGCUUUCGAGUGUCAGGACAGAUUGGACACUUCCUUCAUAGAGUCUGGUCAUACUGUGCUCCGAAGACUUCUGCUUGUUCUCCGGUUUGAUAUCUAA